AUGAAACUUGAAAAUAUCUUGUUGGACGAAGAUGGUGUUGCCAAGCUGUGGGAUUUCUCUAGUUGCGUCUCGAUCCCACAAGGUGAAACAUUUGUCAAGCAUAAGUAUGAGUGGGGUGAUACCACUCCGAGAAUCAGUUUGUAUGGUUUCAUGGACCCUAAUUUGUGGAAAAAAGGUGUAGUCUCCAAGAAAACGGACGUCUACGGCAUUGGAAUUCUCAUGCAAAAGCUUCUCAGUGGAGAACAAAGAUGCCAAGACUUUUAUUUCGAAAAACUAGUGAAAGGCGAAAACGAAACAUUUCAAAGCUUUUUGCCGUUUUCUCUUGCGUUACGUUUUCCAAAUUGGCUGUCCAAGCGAAGAAUGGAAGAGAUGGCAAAACCAGAAGUUGAGGUUCUAAGCGAGGAACCAAGAUUUAGGGACCUUUGUUUUGAAGAAGUAGAAGAACUUUAUUAUGAAGAAGCAUUCAACAGAUCAAUUGUGUCGCCUAUUUAUUCUCCGAGACGUUUUCCAAAUUGGUUGUCCGGAUCAAUGGAAGAGAUCGCAGAUCCUGAGAUGAUAGAAGAGAUGGGUGGUAUUACAGAAGAAGAACUUUGUAGAAUGGAAGAUUUCCUAAUGCUCUCUCAGAGAUGCGUCGGCCAUAGCGGACAAGUUCCAACAAUGGUGGAAGUAGCCAAAGAACUAAAGAAGAUCCAAAAAUCUCCUUAA
Molecule: messenger RNA, 705 nt
Organism: Microthlaspi erraticum
Lineage: Eukaryota; Viridiplantae; Streptophyta; Magnoliopsida; Brassicales; Brassicaceae
Source: the annotation of a GenBank genome assembly